AUGUAUGUUCAUUACACGUUAGGAGCCAUUUUUAUUGUAUUUAUUUUGUGCGUUCAUUGUGAUAAUGUAGCCAACGACAACGAAAUCAGGGAGAUUUACGUUCCGUCCGCACCACAAAACCUAACAGCAAACAGUAUAUCAGCUGAAGAAGUCCACCUAUCGUGGGCCCCGCCAUUGACUUUCACUCUACGCACUCUUCCCAGUACAGACAUUGACCCCAAUGGUCAAACAUCCAAACCUGACACUGACCUCCUAGUCAUAGCAAAUAAAAGGAUAGAACUGCAAGGAGAUGAGCCUGUCAACGAAGUCCUUAACCAAGACUCCGUCUCUGAUCGAAUAGGUCCAGAGAAGUUCAAAGAUGAGUACACUUCCUACAACUGGUACAAGAAUGACAAACAGAAAUACAACGAUGAGUACUCAUCUCAUAUCCUGCUCGAUGACUACAGGAGUAAAAGAGAUGUCAGAACACUCAGACAUAGAAAGAGACGACAAGAUAACAGUACACAUUUCGAAAAGAGUUUAGAAGAACUUGAGACACAUCAAGCAUUGGAACCUUCGAAAGAGGUUGUAAAGAAAUCUUUUGGACAAAGUAAACAUAGGGAUACUACACAAGUGGCUUACGUUCUUUAUUAUGAAGAAGGGGUCCCAAGAUAUGAUGUUAAUAUUGUCAAUGGUGUGCAGAAAUCUUCUGAUGUCAAGAAAAAGAAUGUGUUUCGAAGUGACCUAGGUAUGGAGGAUUACAAAGGAGUGACCAAGAAUCUGACGCUAUUGAACACUUCCGGGAAGGUGACGAAAGUGGUCGGGUUCCGCUUGAGGAAUUUGAAGCCCUUCACUCCCUACAAGAUCUGGGUGCGUGCGUUCUACAACUUCUCACUGGAUGGAGUGAAGUCGUCUGACCUUCUUGACCGCUUGGGACCCAAAUCUGACCCACUGUAUGUCUUGACCGACGUGAGACCUCCGUCAGCUCCCAUAAUACUCAACCUUACCUGUGACCAGCCUAAACGUACUCUCUACCUCCAAUGGCGCCAACCUCUAGAGUACAACAACUCUCUUGAUCAGUACGUGGUGACGCUGCGCAAGAUUCCCGAGCAACAACCCCGCACUAGGCUUACAUUACCAACUAACAAGAACGAUAUCGAAACUACUAUUAGCGUGGAGGUGGAAUUAUGGAAUAUGACAAGAUACGAAGUUAAAAUUUACGCAGUAACGCUAUCAGUUUGUAAGGAAAAAGGUCUAGUCAACGGUGUCGAGUCACCGCCGGAGGAGGUGUCGAGUGAACUGUGCGUGGCGCACUCGGAGGCGAUGUCCCCGGGCGAGGCGCCGCCCGCCGCCCGCGGCGUGAGCACGACCGCGCUGCUCGCCGUGUGCCCGCUCGCCUUGCUCGCUGCUCUGGCCGUCGCGCUGCUUUAUUGGAGGUGUCGAUCUCGACUGAGUAAAUGUAUCAGCGCUGCAUAUAAUUAUUUAGAAGAAGGCGGUGAGAGAGCUGCUCGGGCACCGCUCAAUUCUUACAAAAAACCUGUGGUGAAUUGUUCUCCGCUGGUGUCGUGCGCGUCAGGCGGGGCGGGAGCGGGCGCGGAGGCGGAAGAGGGAGCGGGCGCGGAGUGCGACAGCCGCGCUCGGCCGCCGCGGAUGUCGGGAGCUCAGCACCCCGCCGUACGCGCCGCCAUCUUCCCCGCACACGUGGCCUCGCUGCACGCCGAUGGGGACAUUGGCUUCAGUAAGGAGUAUGAAAUAGUGGUAGCGAAAUCUGCCGCCUUGGGACAUACAAGCCAUCACAGCCACAGACCUGAAAAUAAACUAAAAAAUCGGUACCUGAAUAUUACUGCAUACGACCACUCGCGCGUGUGCGUGUCGGCGGGCGGGCGGUGCGGGGCGGCGGGGUGCGUGGGGGCGGGCGCGGGGGCGGGCGCGGGGGCGGGGGCGGGCCGCGGCGCCACCUGCGACUACGUCAACGCUAACUUCAUCGACGGCAUGCUGCCCGCGCUGCAGCCGCAACACGUCGCUCGGAUUAAGAGGAAACUGGAGAGGAGGAGCAGACCUCACAGACAAUCAUCGAUAAAGCCAUCGAAACCACCACCUAACCUAUCCGAGGGCAUAGAAUCGGCGUUCCUAAAUAUUGAGUUUUCCGGCAUUGUUGAGUCAGACGAACAAAACUCUGAUUCUGACAGUGAUAGAAGUGAUGACGGUUCAGAGUUGGAUGAUGUUUAUGUUGAUAUUGAUGGUGUACCAACUCGAGUAAAAUUAGAAUGGCUGAUAUGGCGUCGAAGAUAUAUCGCCACACAAGGCCCCACACCUGCUACUCUGGAUGCGUUCUGGCGAAUGAUCUGGCAGCAUCGUGUCCACACUGUUGUCAUGAUCACUAAUCUCGUGGAGAGAGGACGGCGCAAGUGCGACAUGUACUGGCCGGCGGGCGGCGCGGGCAGCGCGGCGGAGUUCGGCGGCGUGCGCGUGACGCUGCUGCACGAGGACGUGCGCGCCGCCUACACCGUGCGACACAUGCGCGUGCACAAGCUGCCUCUGGACUGCGCCGGGGGUAGCUCCCCCGGCAGCGAGGAGAGCGGCGACAGCCGCGGGGCGGGACGCGUGGUGGUGCAGUACCACUACACGGUGUGGCCCGACCACGGCACGCCGCGCCACCCGCUGGCCGUGCUGCCCUUCGUCAAGGCCGCCGCCAAGCACCCCGCCACCGUGCUCGUGCACUGCAGUGCCGGGGUUGGCCGCACGGGCACGUACAUAGUCCUCGACGCUCAACUGAAUCAACUCAAACUGACAGGCACGCUCUCACCACUAGGAUUCUUGUGUCGAGCCAGAACACAACGAAACCACUUAGUUCAAACAGAAGAACAGUACGUGUUCGUACACGACGCGUUGUUGGAACACGUACGCUCGGGAGACACAGAGGUCGAGUUCCCUAAAGCGAGAGAAUACCUCGCUAAACUUCUCGUACCGAUAUCUGACGAAGAACUAGCUGUUUUAGACAUUAAUUCAAACAAACAUAGAAGCGCAAUUGACUUGUCGAAUGGUAUUGAAAACGGCGAAACGUCAAGUAUUAAAUCUAGUGUUCAUACUAGUGAGAAGGAAGUUCUAGAAAACGGUAGCCAGAUUUCCAUAAAGACUGAUGACCUCAAUAGCGAGAACAGUAAAUCUGUGAAAGAUUCAGAGGGAACCGACGAUAGUAAAGAUGGAAUGGUGAAUGGGGACGACACGGAAGGAGUGUAUGAUUUGGCGCCGAGGUCGACGGACACGUACAAUAAGAAGAUGCAGGCGUAUAAUAAUAUGAGUGAGCAAGAAAAGGAAGAAAUGAGAAGAGCAAACCGUGUGGAAAACUAUGCGCUGUUAGAAAGAAUGAGAUCUUUGGCAAAUCGACAUAAUACGUAUCUAGGGCCACCGCCCGUCAACUUGUUGGAAAAACAGUUUCUGCUAAUAACCCGUUCGUGUGUGGAAGCGAGCGUGUGCGCACGUGCGCCGCACAAUGCGGAAAAGAACCGUUCCGGUGGUAUCCUGCCAUCUGACUCCGCCAGGGUCAUGCUCGUGCCUAAGCCGGGAGUCGAAGGUAGUGAAUACGUGAACGCGUCGUGGGUGUGCGGGCGGCGGCGCGUGCGCGAGUACGCCGUGGCGCAGCACCCCGCCGCCUGCGCCGCCGACCUGUGGCGCCUGCUGUGGGACCACACCGCGCAGCUCGUGCUCACGCUCUCCGACACCGACGACCCGGAGUGUGAAAUAUUCUGGCCGACGGAGGAUGAAAAAGAAUUGUUCGUCGCUAACUUUAGAGCGAGUUUCGUAUCGAAGGACACGUACGUGGCCUACCGAAAAACCGACAGGAAAUCGCCGGCGCCCUCUCCCGUCGAGCCCGAGACCGACGGCUACAGGAGACAGGAGAGCGGCGACUGCGCCGACGACGAGAGACUGAUACCGGAGAACGGUUCGCCGGUCGCCGACGCGGCACCCGCCUACCGCUUCGACCGAACGGAACUUAGAUUAGAACGACUCAGCGCGGGCAACCGCGAUCUGUCUGCGAGGAAAUCGAUCGCCAACGGAGAUCUAUUCUCGUCCUUAUCGGAAAAGAAAAACGGUCCAAAAUCACCCCGCAGUCCCUCAAAAAUGUCCCUGAAGAAUUUCAAAUUGAGCUCACCGACGAAGUUCAAAUUCCCAGAUUGGGGUUCGAGAAGCGCUGGCUCCCCACCGGACGUAGCCCCGCCACCGCCUCCCGUAGCACCGGCGUUGACCGUCGAAGAAGAAGCAGAGUUACGCAGACCCUGUUAUGCAUUUGAGAAAGUCGACUCGAUACCUGAAGACGUACCGUUAGACCGCGUUAUAGAGGUGACAAACGUUAGCGUGCAUUCCUUACAAGAUGACUAUCAAUUAUCUGUGAAGUUUAUAAAGUGUAGUAAAUGGUUAGAGGGGGCGACGACGUCCUACUCCCCCGGAAAACCGGACGAUAAUGAGUUCGUGAGAGCGGUGAGACAAGCUACGACUGAAAGUGAGAGGGAAGAAGCUAUAGACAGGCUUAUAGAGCCGUAUAGAGACUCGUUCGCGUUGGUCGAGUAUGUCGCGGGUUGUCAGAUGGAGUACAAAAAUGGGCCAGUGGUUGUUGUGGACAAGUACGGCGGGUGGAAGGCGAUGAACUUCUGCAGCAUGUCGGCGGCGAGCGGCGGGGCGCGCGCCGUGGACGCGCACGACCCGUCGGCGCCGUUCCGGUCGGGCUCGGACGCGCGCGCGUCGCUGUACUGCUGGCAGGCGCUGGGCGCGCACGCGCGCACGCCGGCGGGAGGCGCGCGCGCGCACUCGCUCGCCGCGCUGCUGGCCGCCUACUGCGCGCUCGCCGCCUACGGCCAGCUGCUGCACUCCGCGACCCUGCGCACGCACUCGCGCAGGUACUCCUGCCGCUCUACCGUCUAA
Molecule: messenger RNA, 4899 nt
Organism: Arctia plantaginis
Lineage: Eukaryota; Metazoa; Arthropoda; Insecta; Lepidoptera; Erebidae
Source: the annotation of a GenBank genome assembly